UACCUAUUGUGUGAAAACCACCUAGUAAUAAACUGGGAUCUCUUUUGUUGGGCGUGGUAAGGAUAACUGUGGGCAACUUGACUAUUCUCAUCUCUGCUCAUAAUAUUAGUAGACUCGGAUCAAGUACAAAACCUUUAAUUCACUUCCACUGUACCCAGAAAAUGCCCACUAAAUGCCGAAAGACUACAAAAGAAGCCCCAACAUGAAGACACCCAUGUAGAUACUGAUGUUCCCAGAAAAAAACUAUGGAAAACUGGUCACUAUACCCACCAAAUCUUCUACUAUUUCCUACUUUUUAUCACCAUUAUUGCCAAGUCUUUUGACCCCACCACUUAAGAAUCAUAUUACACACCCCGCCCGAUAUGAUAUAAUUCUGCCACCACUUCCUGCGACAUCUAUAUUCUGCAUCAAAGCUUAUCAUUUACUCAAAUUGUUAUUUUAGUGUAGGAGGGGGGAAAAUAACUCUUUCUUGGUGGCGUCCAUCCUCUUUAUAUUCAUACCUACCUCAUAUAGAGCAAAACUAUAGAAAAGAUAAACCAUAAAAGUAGAAAUGUUAGAUCAAGAAUAAGAGCAUAUAUUCAUCCACGAGUAAGUGAAGGAAAUAGAAGAACAAAGAUAAACUAACCAAAAUUCUUUGCCAAAAAAGAGAAUAUCAAACAUUAACCUAAUAUAGCAGUGUCAUGGCAGGCAAUCCAAGCAAGUUGUAAGAAAGGAAAUGGGAUUUGUCGUAGGAUGAUCGACAUUGUUUGCUUUUAAUUAAUCCAAUAAAAAGCCUAUAAAGUUGAUGUUGUUUCAAAGAGAUAAAAAGAGGAAAAUGAGAAGUGGGGGAAUCUAAAGCUUGACAAAGGCAAAAAUGAAAGAUGACGUAAUCUUUUCUUUUCGAAACAACUAAGCAGUACUUGGUGGGGACAGUGUACAUACAUAUGAUAAGUUCAAGAUGUCCAAUAUCACUUCCUCCUCAUGUCAAUCUCAAUUUAUUCUAUCCCUCUCAUAUAGAACCAUUUUAAGAGUCAAGAAAGAAGGAUUCAAUUUAGUCUCUUCGUCCAUUCACUUUACUUCUACCACUAAGAAUCAAGAAAAGAGAGCUUAUCAGGCAAUAGAAAUCUGCAGCUAGCACAAAAAGAUGGAAACUGAUAAAAAUAGCGAUCGAGGAGAAUGGUUGAAUUUAAGCCUGGGAAGGGAUCCAUCUCAAACGUUAAAAGACUCGGAGUCACAAUCAAGACCUGCUUCUACGAAGGUUUUCUCGUGUAACUUCUGCUUGAGGAAGUUCUACAGCUCACAAGCAUUGGGGGGUCAUCAAAAUGCUCACAAAAGAGAAAGAGGUGCAGUAAGAAAUUACCAGUGGCAGAGGAUGGCAAUGAUGGCUUUACCUAUUCAUACUUCCAUGAUAAGAUCACUUGGCGUUCGACCGCACUCCCUUGUGCACAAGCCAGACAUGGCUCAACUGCUCGGAGGAAGAUUAAGUGAGGCUAGUACUGGAUUUGGAAUACAAUAUCUGCCCAACCACCUGGAGGAAGCAGCAGAUUUGAUGUGGCCUGGAAGUUUUCAUUUGGAUUCAAAUCAACCGGUUCCAAACAAGCUCGACCUGAAUCUCAAACUGUAAUUAGCCUAUUCGUACUAUCCCGAUUGGAAUUAUUCAUUAUAAGUCACUAUUUAAAGGGUAUGAACAUCACUAGGUGUGCUAUCAUAAAGUAGGACUAGUUCCGGAAUUUCCUCCUCUUGUCUGAAAGAGAUUUACUGUUCUUCAUUUAAGAUGUAGUGCACAAAGCCUAAAUUCACUUGCUUUUUAUAUGAUUCUAAUCUCUAAGCACAUGAAUAACGCUACUGAAUACUCUUUUCAAUCA
Molecule: messenger RNA, 1844 nt
Organism: Olea europaea var. sylvestris
Lineage: Eukaryota; Viridiplantae; Streptophyta; Magnoliopsida; Lamiales; Oleaceae
Product: zinc finger protein 4-like
Exons: 1
Coding region: 1124-1603 (159 amino acids)
Source: RefSeq, a predicted model, not a curated record